CCCAGAGCCGCCGGAGACAUCAAACUCACCCGAAACCCGAGCGGCAGCACCCCGGCGAGCGGCGACAUGAGCAAAGCCAAGACCCCCACCACCGACCCCCCGGCCAAUGGACAGCCAGGGGCCCCGGAUCCCCCGGCAGAGACCCCCCAUCACAGCGAGGACCCCGCCGCAGCCAAGGCCUUCUAUGACAACCUGGCCCCCAAGAAGAAACCCAGACUGGUAUGUAGGGUCCACUGCCUUCUCCCCGGGUCUGCAACCCUCUGAGUGCCAGGGGACCCCCCAAUAAUGGCACCCAGGGGGUUAACUGUCCCUGAAUUCUAACACUCCAGCACUGAGAGGGUUAACUAUCCCUGAAUUAUAAUACUCCAGCAGUGAGAGGGUUAACUAUCCUUGAAUUCUAAUACUCCAGCACUGAGAGGGUUAACUAUCCCUGAAUUCUUAUACUCCAGCAGUGAGUGGGUUAACUAUCCCUGAAUUUUAAUACUCCAGCACUGAGAGGGUUAACUAUCCCUAAAUUCUAACACUCCAGCACUGAGAGGGUUAACUAUCCCUGAAUUCUAACACUCCAGCACUGAGAGGGUUAAAACCCCAUGGCUGAUACUUUUAUUCUACUUCAACUCUAGACUGAAUACGUAUUCUCUCUCCAAGAUUUACAUUAAUUAAGCUUUUUUUUCCCAGCUCUGCCCAAGAUACACAUUUAUUAUUUAUUACUUUUAUUUUUCAGCCAAAGCCCCAGAAUGCUGUGACCAUCGCAGUCUCCUCCAGGACCCUGUUUAACAUGUCUGAGGAUAGGAAAGUGUAUGAGGAGGAAGGGGUGGAGAAAUAUGUACAGCUACAACAGGACCAAGAAGAGGUGCCCUUACAGACAGGGCCUGCAUACCCCUUUGUGAUGGUAAAUAUCCUGUCUAAACAUGUUUACAAUAAGAUACAUAGUACAAAAACACACAAACUCUGAGAUUUCAGUAUUUGGCUAUGGGCUGGCUGAGCAUGGUGGGAGUGAUCAGCUGCAUGCCUAGCUGUGCCUGCUUAGGGGGUGGGAUGUGGUGUCACUCUGGGUCUCUUCCUCAUAUCUGACAAGUCAUGCUUCAGGUAUUUGCAAGGGUGUGUCUGUGAACAGAUACUUCAUUAGUUAGACAGAGAAUAAAAGGAAGCUAGGCCUGGCCUGGGCUGUAAAUGUCAACACCCAGAGAUGGCAGAGAUAGGAUUCACAGAGAGGUGAAAGUAUUGCAGGACUUUUUACAAAAGUCUUGACUGCAGUAAUCCAAAGUGCAUAUCAACACUUUAGUCCAAGAUUGCUAAAAUUAAAACAUGGUUAUUGUGAUGAUUAACGGUACAGCUAUAUAUUGUAAUCUAGAAUUUCAAAAUCACUUACAAUUCAAAGGAUUCUUACGUAAGUGAUUAAAACUGCAUGGUCCAGUGCUGCCUGAGGUUAGUGGGGGUUAGUGUCGCAUGGCCGCUAUUUCAGCUGCUGUCAUUAAAGGGACACUACGGGCACCUAUACUUUAAUGCAUUUGAUAAUUUGGGGGAAUUUCUUUGUUUUUUUUUUUUUUUGCAUGCUCAAAUCUUUAUAGUUUUUGCAUAAAAUAAAUGUUUUGCAGAAUGCUGCACCAUAAGCCUGUAUGUUUAGCCAAACACCCUUAUUCCAAAAGUGGACUUGAAUUACAAAGCAACCUGAAUUAGUAGGAGAGGACGCCCAGGGAGGCACAUAGUAAUUAUAUCACACAAACUACCUGUUUUGUAGUUUCUCUGAUUUUCUGUCUCCCGGUAGUGCAUUAAUAGCAGUUCAGUCAGUGCUAUUGGGGCUGAGACUGUGUGCAAAUGUUUUGAUAAGGAAGUGUUUCUGAAAUGAGGGGUUGUGGCUCAUGAGGGGGGCUUAUGGUGCAGAAUUCUGCAAAACAUUUAUUUUAUGCAAAAACUAUAAAGAUUUGAGCAUGCAAAAAAAAACUUUAUUUUGUUAUGUGCAAAAACUAUAAAGAUUUGAUCAUGUCAUGCAAAAAUAUAUACUCUAUUUUCUGGCGUAUAAGAUGACUUUUUUAACCUUGGAAAAUCUUCUUCUCCAAAGUCGGGGGUCGUCUUAUACGCCGGGUAUAGGGUCUAUAUGGCUGCCGGGGGCGCCCCCAUCGCCGGCCCUUCUAAUGCUGCAGCUGCCUGAGCGCUCUAUAGAGAGCGCUCAGACGGCUGCCGCACUCCCUCUCUUCUCACCUCCCCUUCCCUGUGUAGCGUGGGUGGCCGAGCUCCUCUUCAUCCUGUCAGUCCGGCCGGGUACCGCGCGGUACAGGAGAUUCAGUUGCCUGUUCCCGGCCGGACUGAAAGCUCUGUCUGCUCACUGUACAUCAUGGCUAAUUUUUAUUUGGUGUGCAUUGGAAGAGGGGUAGUCUUAUACGGCGAGUAUAUCCCAAACUCUAUAUUUUAACUGGAAAAGUUGGGGGUCGUCUUAUAUGCCGGAAAAUACGGUAGCAUAUUCAUGAGGCCAAAACCUAUCAAAUGCAUUCAUUUUCUCUUGGUGGCUGGAGUGGUGUCCCUUUUAAAAUGGUUUCGGAUACUGUAUGGGAGUGUAACUCCCACUAACCUUGGGCAGACUGAGAUGUGUGUCCCAGUUCUGCUUGAGAUUAGUUCCCCCAGAUGGCACGGAAGUUGUCUAUGCGUUACCUGUUCGUUUUUGUUUUUUUUGCCGGUGCCCUGUGAAACAGCUUCCAGGGACCAGUCUACUUUGAGUUUCUAAUGCUGAAAUUAGGCCAGUAUUUAAAGGGACACUAUAGUCACCUGAACAACUUUAGCUUAAUGAAGCAGUUUUGGUGUAUAGAACAUGCCCCUGCAGCCUCACUGCUCAAUCCUCUGCCAUUUAGGAGUUAAAUCCCUUUGUUUAUGAACCCUAGUCACACCUCCCUGCAUGUGACUUGCACAGCCUUCCAUAAACACUUCCUGUAAAGAGAGCCCUAUUUAGGCUUUCUUUAUUGAAAGUUCUGUUUAAUUAAGAUUUUCUUAUCCCCUGCUAUGUUAAUAGCUUGCUAGACCCUGCAAGAGCCUCCUGUAUGUGAUUAAAGUUCAAUUUAGAGAUUGUGAUACAAUUAUUUAAGGUGAAUUACAUCUGUUUGAAAGUGAAACCAGUUGGUUUUUUUUCAUGCAGGCUCUGUCAAUGAUAGCCAGGGGAGGUGUGGCUAGGGCUGCAUAAACAGAAACAAAGUGAUUUAACUACUAAAUGACAGUGAAAUUGCAGGGGAAUGAUCUAUACACUAAAACUGCAUUAUUUAGCUAAAGUAAUUUAGGUGACUAUAGUGUUCCUUUAAUUAUAGAUAAUGUAUGCUGACAGCUUUGGCAGUCAACACCUUAUUAUCUAAGAGGCAGCUUGCUCCUGAUAAAUUAUAUAACUCUGUAAGUAAUAUCAGUUUUUCAUUGCAGCACUGUUUUUUUUUUUGUUUGUUUUUUAGGGAAUUGAUAGAGGUUUCUAACCUGGGGUACAGCCUAGCAUUGUGGUAACAUGUAUUUAUGGGCUAUAUAUCACUACAACUGCUUUAACUUAUAUCUCUUUACAAGUGUAAACCAGAAUAAUCGUAUUUACCCGUGUAUUCUGAACUCUUGUAAUGAAUUCCAUUCAGAAUAAUAACUGUAUACCUGCACGUUUCCCUAGAAUAAGGUAUAAAUAACAUUUUAAACCCAUUUGAUAGACUCAUGUGGAUUUUCCACUAAAAUGCAAAUUUUGUUUGCCCAUAUUAUCUGAGCUGCAAGAAUUGUUAAAUUAGAGGAUUUUUCGAAUGCAAUGUUGGCCUACAGUUUGCCAUUUCUGCAAAAUUCUGAGAUUGUUUAAUAACUCAAUCAGGUCAGACACUUCUUAUACAGUUUUUGUAUUUCUGGUAUUCUGUAUUGCAUUUGCAGGUAGAGUGCUAGGUUUUGUUUUUUUAAUUGCAUUUUAGGUAUCUCCCAGAGGAUCAUGGGUGCUUAAUCAAGAACUGGAAAUUAAAACACUGACCUCACCUGCUAUAUAUUUACCUUAGAUGCACUCUGCAUGGUCCUGGGGCUUGCCAGUCAGUCUCUCUGUUAUGGAGGUUGCUAGGAACCCCCUCCAGAUCGUUGGCAUGCAUGUGACACUUAACUUUUUAACCCAAGUAAUUCUGGUCUGGUUUCGUUUUUUUUAAGUGAAAGUUCUUCUUCUGCAGUAAAUAUGUAAAUUUCAUCCCUGUUUGGAUAAAAUGUAUCUCAGCCAAUGAAUUCCAUCUGAACAUGGGCAGAAUCAAUGUCACUAAUACUAAUGCAAAAGUAAGGACAUCUCCAUUAAUGUUGGAAACAUGUUUUUAACUAUUUACCAUGGAACUGCGCCAGGGUACUCCUGGUACCAUAACCACUACAGCAGACUGUAAUGCUUAUGGUCCCUAGACUGUCCCUUUUUAAUAUAGAGAAUUACGUGGAAGUAAGGAAGUACACAAGGUAGAGAUCGUUUUUAAUACUUUCCAGAGAAGUGACAUCCCAUUAACUGUGCAAUUAUUAUUAAUAGAGACCAGGGUAAGUUAAUUCUAGUAAAGAGUGCUGUUCGCUGCUGUGUAAUGCGAUUUAUUUUACUUAGGAAAACUGCAUAUUGAGGCUUUGAAAUGAGAAGCUAUGAAAUCUAUAGAAACUGCAGGACACAGAUUUCUUUUUUUUUAAAUUUUUCUCUCAUGUAGCAACUUUAAGAUUGCAAAGCUGGAAAGCCCGCCUCAGGGGCCCACUAGUACAGGGCCACAUGUCUAGUAAACCGGUCACCCCUGCUUACUUGUUUGAAUGUACACGUGUACACCAAAUGUGCAGCAAGAAAUGCACUUUUGUGUAGAGCUGUUCAGGCUCUUAGAAGCCUUGGGAUAUUUUACUUGGGCAGCAGGUAUUUAAUUGCUGCAAGGCCUCAGCGUGUGUCUACAUGUCCUAGUGUUAAUCUGACACUGGUAUUUGUGAGCAGAAAUACUGCACCAAACACUUGCUCCAACUCUUAUAAUGCUCCAUGUUAUUACAAUGAAUACUACUCUUCUACCUAAAAUUAAACAAUAUUUUGCUUAGCAUGACUCAUUUGUGACCACUUGGACCUGUCUAUUAGUUUCUUUUUUUUUGUGACGGCAGAUAAGAACCAUUCGGCCCAUCUAGUCUGUUGCUGUUGGACAGUAAAGAGAGGGUUUAAAAAUUAUAGGAUCCUCUGUGUCUUGAAAUAAAAUAUAAAUUCCCCUAACAUGGAUUUUAAAUUACAUACAUCUAUGAAGACAUAAUGUCUCCUGGCUUAAAGGGACACUAUAGUCACCAGAACAACUACAGCUUAUUGAAUUUGUUCUGGUGAGUAGAAUCGUUACCUUCAGGCUUUUUACUGUAAACACUGUCUUUUCAAAGAAAAUGUAGUGUUUACAUUACAGCCUAGUGAUAACUUCACUGGCCACUCCUCAUAUGGCUGUUAGAGAUCCUUCCUGGGUCAUGGCUGCCUAAAAUGCAUCCAAACAUUCAGUACCUCCUCCCUCUGUAUGCAGACACUGAACUUUCCUCACAGAGAUUCAUUGAUUAAAUUCAUCUCUAUUAGGAGAUGCUGAUUGGCCAGGGCUGAGUUUGGAUUGUGCUGGCUCUGCACCUGAUCUGCCUCUUUGUCACUCUCAGCCAAUCCUAUGGGAAAGCAUUGUGAUUGGCUCAGAACACAACUUCUGAUGACCCAAGCCAGCAGAUUAGGAACAUAAACAGCAGGUGCCUGCAAUAUAGGUAAGAUUUUGAUAUAUUUAAAGGGGAGGCUGGAUGGUGUCUUUAACCCCUUAAGACCGCAGGGCGUACUAUUACGUCCUCUAAUAGGCGGCUCUAAACGCCGCCGGGCGUAAUAGUACGCCCUCCGGUCUUUCUGUACUUACCCGGUCGCCGGCGGUCCCACACCGGCGAUCGCGGUGAGGGGGACUCCCAGGGAGCCCCCCGCGGCACGACCGUCCUCCAGGAAGCCCCCCGGCCGGGUGAGAGUGGGGUCCUAGCGAGGACCCCACAAUCACAUGGCCGGGUAUAGCUGGCUUCUGUAUUGCCAGCAGGGGGGCUGCCUGUAAUUACAGGGGGUCCCCCUGCUGGCUGAAAAUAAAAGUAAAAUAAGUUAAAAGUGUAAAAAAAUAAAAUUAUAUAUACUUAGAUCAUAUAUAUAUAUUAUAUAUAUAUGAUCAAAGUAUAUAUAUACACAUAUACAUACACACAUGUACACCGUCUAGGUGUAUUUUACUAUUAAUAUAUAUAUAAUUAUAUAUAUAUAUUAAUAUCAAAUUACACGUACACUGAUACUGAUUAAAUAUAUAUAUAAUUAUUGUUAUAUAUAUAUUUAUAUAUAUUAUAAAAAAAAUUAAAAUGUAAAUACGUUAAAAAAUAAAAUUACAAAAAUAAUUAAAAAUAAAUAAUUAAAAAAUAUAUAGAUGUGUGUUAUUUCGUUCUAACUGUAUUGUGAAAUUAAUAUAUAUAUAUAUAUAUCAAAAUACACAUAGAACGAAAUAAUAUAUAUAUUUAUACACAUAAAUAUAUACGUAUAUAUCACUAUAUAUAUACCUAUAUAUAAAUAAAAAUAUUUUAAAAAAAUUAUAUAGAUAUAUACAUAUAUAUACACAUACGUAUAUAUAUACAUAUAUUGAUUCUACAUAUAUAUUUAUGUAAUAUUUUACAUAAUUAGGUAUCUUAAUUAAUUACAAUUAGCAGGACCUGCAUGACAACCCAUGCCGAAAGUAAAGGGAAUUUAAUUUGCUAGCACUAUAUUUAACCCUAUAACUUUCCGAGACACCAUAAAACUUGUACUUGGGGGGUACUGUUCUACUCGGGAGACUUCGCUGAACACAAAUAUUAGUGUUUCAAAACAUUAAAAUGUAUUACAACGAUGAUAUCGCCAGUAAAAGUGACGUUUUUUGCAUUUUUCACGCACAAACAGCAUUAAACGGACAAUAUUAUUGCUAUGAUACUUUUUACUGUUUUGAAACACAAAUAUUUGUGUUCAGUGAAGUCUCACGAGUACAACAAUACCCCUCAUGUACAGGUUUUAUAGUGUUUUCAAAAGUUACAGCGUCAAAUAUAAGGCUUGCGUUUCAUUUUUUUCACAUUAAAAUUCGCCAGAUUGGUUACGUUGCCUUUGAGACCCUAUGGUAGCCCAAGAAUGAAAAUUACCCCUAUGAUGGCAUAACAUUUGCAAUAGUAGACAACCCAAGGUAUUGCAAACAGGGUAUGUCCAGUCUUUUUUAGUAGCCACUUAGUCACAAACACUGGCCAAAAUUGGCGCUUUUUGCAUUUUUCACACACAAACAAAUACUAACGCUAACUUUGGCCAGUGUUUGUGACCAAAUGGCUACUAAAAAGACUGGACAUACCCCAUUUGCAAUACCUUGGGUUGUCUACUAUUGCAAAUGGUAUGCCAUUAUGGGUGUAAAUUUCAUUCCCUGGCUACUAUACAGUCUCAAAGGCAACGUAACCAAUCUGGCGAAUUUCAAUUUCAAAUGUAACGUGCUAUAUUUGACCCUGUAACUUCCCAAAACGCCAUAAAACCUGUACAUAGGGGGUACUGUUUUACACGUGAGUCUUUGCUGAAUACAAAUAUGUGUAUUUUAUUGCAGUAAAAGCAAACAGUAUUAUGACACUGACCGUUAAAAUGUCAUGUAGAACUAAAAAAAUUUAAAAAAUCGUAUUUUCUCCCAUUUUUUUCACAUUAAAUUAUGUUUCAUAGCUAAAUAUUUGAUAUUAAAUGAAAGCCCUGUUUCCCCUGAAUAAAAUGAUAUAUAAUAAGGGUGGGUGCAUUUACUAUGAAAGAGGUGUAUUACGGUUGGACAGACAUGUAGCGCAAAUGCCAGGUUUUGUUUACAUUUUGUUUUGUUCACAACGUGUACAUUUGGCUCCGUCCUUAAGGGGUUAACACUAUAGGGUCAGGAAUACAUGUUUUGUAUUCCUGACUCUGCAGUGUUCAUUUUAAAGGGACAUUCUAAGCAAUACAACCAUUACAGUUCAGUGUGUUGGUUAUGUUGCUUUGAGUGUCUUGGUGCCAUACACCAAAUUCGUGUAAAAUACUGAAGUAACAGUUUUACAUCAACUAAGGCCCUUCCUGACCGCCCCCCUUUCUUCAGCUGCAUUGAUAAUGUGGAUUUUACACUUCCCCCUUUAUCAAUGUAAGUUUUGUCAAACCUAUAUGUUGACUUCGGGCCAGUGAAAGGAUUUUUGCCACCCUAGGCAAACACAAAUUUGCCCCACCCAUAUGCCAUAUGGGCCAAUGCCAAUUCUGUAUACAGUUUCUUUUAUCUGAUAAUACAGUGUGUUUACAUUAAAAAGCCUGCAGGGACAGGCUAUAGACCCCAGAACCAUUACAUUAAGCUGUAAUGGUUCUGAUGACUAUAGUGGCCCUUUAAUGUGAGGCAAAUUAGAGAUUAGUGCAACUAAUAAUAUACUAGAUUUCCUACUUACCACCAGAUGAGGAGCACAAGAGGAUGAUGAUGGGCUCAGGCUGCAGUCUGGUGUAGAAGAGGCUCUCUGGAGGCUGUUUGUAACAGUGCUCACAAAAAUCAACAAACCGGAAGCAGCUCCAUUUUUGGGGCCCCUUAACACAGCUCAAGCUCCGGGCCCCCAGGGCCUGACCGUGAGUAUGCCUACAAGGCCCGCCCAUAAGUCCACCUACAUGGCCCAUACAUAAGUUCGCUCACAGGGAGUGUGUAGGGGAUGUGUUGUGUGUUAUUGUAGAGGAUGUAAUAUGUGUGCUUAUGGAAUGUAGUGUGUGUUUGUGUACGUGUGUUAGUAAUGUAAUGCAGUGUGUGUCUGUAAGGGGUGCAUUGAGUUUGUGUAAGUUAUGCAUUUUGUUUCUGUGUGUGUGCGUAAGGGAUACAUUGUGUGUUUUGGUGUGUCUGUGUGUGGGUAGGGAUGCAUUGUGUGUUUUGCUGUGUCUGUGUGUGGGUAGCGAUGCAUUGUGUAGUGUGAAAGAGAGGGUUUGUGGGGUAGGAUAGGGGCUGAGAGAGAAGCAGCUCUUUUUUUUUAUUUUUAUAGUGCUCUCCCCUCCUGUCAAUUAGUGAUCUCCCCUCCCCUCCUGUCCCUUAUUGCUCUCCCCUCCUGUCUCUUUCUGCUCUCCCCUCAUGUUCCUCUGUGAUAUCCCUCCCCCCUCCUGUCCCUUAGUGAUCUCAUAUAAUGUGUCGUCGUCGUCCCCCACCCCCCCUUGGUGAUCCUCCCUCUCACCUACCCCCUUAGUAUUAUUUCCCCCCUCCCUGUGGUGCCUCCUUCCUAUCUUUGUAGCGUGGCCGGGCAGCACGGACAGGAGCUCCUGUUUCCUGUACCUGGCUGGACUGACAGGAAGUGCUCUCUCUGCGCCGCCCGGCCAUGCUACAUUGAAUGACUGGCAGGAGAGAGCUCUGUGCGCUUCCCUCCUGCCGGUUCACUCAAAUCUGGGCCCCCUAGGCGACUGCCUAAGUCGCCUAUAGGACACGUCGGCCCUGCUUAGAGUGCUAGCUAUGGUGUUGAUUAGAAUAUAAUGUUAAAGGGACACUAUAGUCACCAGAACAACUAUAGCUUAAUGUAGUUGUUCUGGUGAGUAUAAUAAUUUCCUUCAGGCAACUUCAUACAAACAUUGCCUUUUUAGAGAAAAAGAUGGCCACUGGAGGUGCUUCCUGGGGCAGUGCUGCAGAGUAGGUAGCACUGCCGUUCAGCGUCUUCACGCUCUGCUCAUUGAUUCAAUGCAUCUCUAUGAGGAGGUACUGAUUGGCCAAAACUGCGUGUUGCCUUGCCUCCUUGCCUUUUUUCCUUGCCUAUGGUAAAGCAUUAGAUUGACUACAAAAUCUAAUGAUGUCAACAAGAAGGCGGUUCAGGGGUCAAGCGAGCAUCGUCAGACCCCCUUCUAAGGGGGGGGACAAACCACCUAAAUGGUUGUUUUAACACUACAGGGUCAGGAUUACAUGUUUGUGUUCCUGACCCUAUAGUGUUCCUUUAAAGUUCUAGUGAUACAUGAUACAUUUAUUGCACGAUGUAAAACUGCAUCUCUUAAAGAAUAUAUAGAGAAUUAUAAUCUAGAGAUACAUUGUCCAGAGUUCAGCCAUUACAUGUAUUACUGGAUUAUCAGGUAAGGUGUGGAUUGUAAACCUUUCACACAUUGCUUACAAUACCUACAUUGCUGUGGUCAAAGAUUGGAAUAGAUGACGAAAUAGAGUAGAGUGUUUGGGUGUGUUGCAUUCUGUUAUUGUUCACUCUUUCCUGUCCUGUUUACACUUUGCCUGCGCCUUUAAAGUGAAUCACAGAGGGCCACACUAGGUCACAGCACCAAAAAACAAAUAUUCCUCUAGAGUUUAUCUUUAAAUAACUGGAUUACAGAAUGGCCAAUUGGGUAAUAGCCAGGGGAACGUUCUGUUUGUCCACAGCAUUCUACUGAAUUGUCUAGUUCUGUUAACAACUUUCCCUGAGAAAGCGCAUAGAAAGUACUUUCAGUUUGUCCACUAUUUUGUCCCUAUACUUGCGUAUAUUCUCUCCUUUCUGUAUUGUAUGGCAUUGGAUCACAUAAAUAACAUACAUAUAUAAUUAUACAGCUAGUUAACUAGGUAAACCCUGCACUUGUCAUGAACUGCAACAACGUGUUAUCUAAAUUCAGGAGACCAUUAUUACAGUAUAUGUAGAAUAUCAUAUCAGUAUGUCUUUUCCCAAACUAUAUUCCACUAAUAUAGACAUGUCAUUAUGUUUUGUUAAAACUUUUUUUUAAAAAAAUGUUUACAAAAAUUUAAAUUGGUUAGGAUUAGGGCGAGGGUGCCUUUCAAUUUAGAGUCUUGGGAGUCUGCCCAAGAGUGAUGGUUGUUACACUCCUGCAGUUUCUCACAAUAAUGAUAUGUCAAGAGAAGAACUCCUCAGCUCCUCUCUUGACAUAAUCUUAGGAGAAGGGCUGAAUUAAGCUUGUAUAUGGUUGCCCGGGAAUGUAACACCCAUUAAUCACUGGCUGGCCCAGGACAUAGUUGUAAAUUAAAUACUCCUCACAGUGCCAAUUAUGAAUUGCAGAGACUAAUGCAAUGUGCAUUAGUGAGAAAACAUUAUCUAUCUGUCUAAUAUUAUUAUUUUAGUUUUAUUACACCAGUAAUUCGAAUUUACAUUUUGUUUGUCAAUGAAAAAAAUACACUGCCAAAAUCAUCAGUACCCUGUCAAAUUCAAUAUUGGGUUUGAUUAAAGUUCAAAUAAAUUAGCAGGCUUUUGCCAAAUUACAAUUCAUGUUUGUUGAUGAGCUCAGAACCUAUCCCUAUUGCCAAUAAGGUUGUUUACUAAAAUUUACAAUCUGUUGCUAUGUGCCUGGCCAAAACAUGGUAUUCAGGGCUGUCUGUAACAAAUGGCAAAAUGCUGGGGGAUAAAAAAUGGGAGAGCAGGGGGCAGGGUACCUGUGUCAAGAACAGACCAUGGAAACAUUCUGAAUGCCGGUGCUUGUAGGAGAAAACUACAAUGCACCUGGUGGAAGAGAAAGACACUGGGAAAAGGUAACCAGAUGCUUAUAUAUAUGUGUGUAUGUAUUUUUACAGUGGAAAUUGGGUGGUCUUAAGGGGCUAUCAAAUAUUUUUUUGGGCUAAGGCCCCAGGGGCUUACUCACCUAGCAACAUCACUGCUGAUACUGCUAGAGGGGAAUUGUGACUUCCACAUAAUGGCCUGACCCCUCGUUUUGUAAUAGACUGCUUGAAAUUUCUAAAGGACCACUACAGGCAUCCAAACAACUUCAGUUCAAUGAAGUGGUCUAGGUGCAGUAGCCUAGUCAUUUUAGCUCUUCAAUAUAGUACAUCGCUAUUAAGUAAAUACGGCAAUGUUUUGAUUGAAGGGUUAAACAUGCCUCUAAUAGUUGUCUUCCUGACAGCUACUAAAGAUGCUUACACUGCAAUAAAGGAGUUUCACUUUGUCAUGUGACAUUCAGCAUUCCUGGGGAUGUCGAACCUAAUCAACUGCUGCUCGUAGGGAUGCAUUUGACUCGAUACUUCCCGAUUAAACGCAUUAGAUUGGACGUGUGCUCGCCACAUCUCAUCCACAAUGGUUCUCUAUGGAUGCCUCCGUGAUCACAUUGCGGGAGAAGGAGCAGGCAGAGGCACUGAGUGAGUCUCGGAGCUGGAGAAGAAGUAAAUACAAAUAUAUUUUCUUUUUUUACCCUUUUUCCAAAAAGUGUCCCUAAAUCUAAAUAGGGAGAGACUAGAACACGAACGCUAUAGUGUUAUUUUAACAGAAUAAUUUGGCUCCAUAUACAAAACCGGAUAUAGUGGUUACAAUGGUUAUGGUUUUCCUUUCAAAUAAACCAGUUUAAUUUAUUUAUUUUACCCUGAAAUCUUGAAACACUUUUUAAGUAUUUGCACCCACUUGGGAUGUAUUGCUCUUUCUGGUUUUAAUAACUUUAAGUUAUGUCAGCUUUAAUUAAACAAGGGUUGGUAAGUAAAAAAGAAAUGUAACUCCUUCUCCACCUUUUUAUGAAACCUGAAAUCCAAACUUUCGAUUAAUUGAAUAAUUACAGCCUUCUAUUUAUGGGAUAAUGAGAAUUCUCCAAGCUCUAUAACGUAUGUGCUCUUUCUGUAGGUUGUGGUGUAGGGAGGUCCCUGUCUUUCUUCAUACUUUGUGUAAUUGCUGCAACUUUGUGCACACCUCUGUGAUCUGGUUAGCACAGUGUGUGCAGGAACAAUGUACAAACACCUUUUUAAGUCAUUCAUCCACAAGCGUCGUGACCAUCUUAAAGGACACUUUUAUGCUGGCUGUGCGAAUUUCAAGUUGCACUCGGCAGAGGAACAAUUAAAACCACAGCAAGAGUCCCUGGCUAUGGUUCAAAUGUGGUCAGCCUGGUUUAGUAUUGUUAAAGGAUCACUAUAGGUUCAGGAACACAAACAUGUAUUCCUGACCCUAUAGUGCUAAACCCACCAUUGGCUUAGCCCCCUAUAAAAGUUUAAAACUCACCUUCUUUCCAGCGCCGUGUGAGUCUGCGGCGCUGGCUCUGCCCUCUUUGUGACAUCAUCAAAAUGGCCGAUUUUUAGCCAAUAAAAGCAUUGGAUUAGCUAAAAUUGUCUCGGGGUGGGGCCAAAUGCCAUUUUGGACAAUCAGGACCUCCUUAUAGAGAUGCUUUGAAUCAAGCGUGGAGACGCUGAAUGGCAGGGCUGCUUACUGUGCACUUGGAGGUGUCCCUAGGGGCAAUGUAAACACCGCCUUUUCUAUGAAAAAGGCAGUGUUUACAUGAAAAUGCCUGAAGGGAGCUAUUAUACUCACCAGAGCAACUACAUUAAGCUGUAGUUAUUCUGGUGACUAUAGUGUCCCUUUAAAUAUACAGUGGGACCUCGGUUUACAAACGCCUCAGUUUACAAAUGAAAAUCCAUUGAAAAUAAUGCCUUGGUUUACACAUUUUUUUUUGCAAUACAAAGCAAGUUUCCCCAGGAUGCAUUGCACCUGGGAGGUUUAUAGCACUGCCCCCUGCAUGCUGGAGCCUGUGGGUAGCACGGCGCGUUUUAGAGCCAUUCUGUCAAAUGUUUGCAGUUGUUUUGGGACUUUUUGGCGCAUUUCUCAAGCUGUGGAAAGGUGGGGAGCUGAGCUUUGUCGUUUGCAUGCCUUUUAUUGUGUGUUCUGCAUUGUGGGUUGGUUUCCAUGCCAGCUUAUUUUGACUUUUUUCUGACCUCCAGAACGGAUUAAUUGGUUUUCAAUGCAUUCCUAUGGGAAACCGCGUUUCGGUUUACAAAUUUUUCGCAAUAAGAAACGUCCCGGAGAACGCAUUAAAUUCGUAAACCGAGGUCCCACUGUAUUCUAUUAUAAAAAAUUAUGUUUGGGGUCUAUUCGCUAAAAAGUAUGUUGAUGAUCAAAUAUUGAAUACAUCAAAUAUUAAAAUUCAGUCCAAAAUAUUUAUUUUGGUAAAAAUAAGAGAAAAAAAAUAUCGUAAGACAUAAUUAUGUCAAACAACUGCUCGUAGCCUAAAUCUUGCUGUUUGCUUUUCAACAUGCCACUAAUCACUGCUCCAGUUUGUGUCUAUUUCACAAUUUACAAGGAUCCAAUAAACCGUUCUAAAAUUUCCCUCUGCUCAUUACUUCCCCAUUCCAUAGUUAUCGCUUAGGCAGAAUGUACGUACAUCACGGUAACGUUUGACGCUUGUUAAUUUGGUGGUGCUGAAAGGGUUAAUGGCAUUUGGCAUGACUGAAUCCUGUCUACAGAUAUUUUUGACUCCUAAUGAGUAAGGUGAAACUUUCACAUAUAAUAUUUUUGAGUGCUGUGGAAUCCCCUGAUUGUAGUCACACCUCAAAACCACAGUACAUAUUCCCUCUAAGCACAAUAAACAGUGGUUAUGGUGUUGAGACUGUACAAACAAACACAGCACAAAAAACCUCAUUAAAAAAACAGCACAUUUGGAUACAUCACAGUACUCUUUUAAUAUAUAUAAUUGACCUGCUUUGUGAACAGCCAUUUCCCAUCACCCAAACCUUUUUAUGUAUGUUUUUUUCUUUUCUUCUUACAGGCAGUGGAAGAGGUUAACAAACAGCUUAGAGAACUGUAUCCCGAUAGCGAAGAACUCUUUGAUAUUGUUCUGAUGACAAAUAAUCAUGCCCAAGUUGGCGUAAGGCUCAUAAACAGCAUCAAUCACUAUGGUAAGUAAAAUAAACAGUGCGCUGUGUGGAUACUCGCUACUAUGGGGUAAAGGAAGCAUUUAUUCAGUCUAACCCUGCUUCGGACAGCUCCUUUUAAUGUGGCUGUGUUUAUUUGCUUAUGUCAGAGUGUGGGUGACAACGCAAAUUUUUCACCUUUCAACAAAUGCAUGAUCCCAUAGCAGUAGACUUAACUUGUCAUAUUAGAAUCACAGUGGAAUGACAGGCCUCUCUUCUGCAUGCAUCCCACUCAUGUCAUAAACCCCCAUUCAGAAUCUCUCAUGAUAAAGUUGUCUAACAGGGGGAUUAAGCCAAGAUAUUUAAGGCUGUGAGUAAUGAUCACUGACACCCCCCUCCUGUUUCUUGCCAGCAGGACGUGUUGGAAGUUAAAAGCAAAUCCUCACCACCGAGGGGCAGCUGUGAAGCAAUCUCUCCUUUAGUUUUAAGGUCAACAGAUAGCGCUAUGGGAGGGGGUAAUCUGGAUAUUCAGCUGCCCCCAGGGUGGUCUUGCGAAAGACUUUCAUCAUGACACCUAUGUCAAGUCUCUGAGAAUAACAAAGCCCAAAUGUUUCCAUUUCAAGUUAAAGAUAGAAUAAACUACAGCCUUUUCAAUGAGGCCUAAUGGCAUAUGGAGGAUUCAAAUGAUUUCUUUUAAAGCGUAGUUUUUUUCUUUUAUUUUUGUGUAAUGUUGGAAGGACAGAACAUUAGUUAUAUAUUUUUUUUUUUUUCUUCAUAAAGUUAUCUGCGGAUAUGCAUAUGUUCAGCAAAAAAAUUAUUUAAAAUUGUUGCCAAAAAAAAGUGUGUGAUUUUAUGUUAAAUGGAGUAUCUAAAACCUAAUACCAAUGGGUUACAUUACACUAGUUUGCAGUACAUUAUGAAAAAUGUAUUCUAUUCAUUAUCGGGCCAUGAGUUCUUUGUACCAUAGGGGAAUCAUAGCAUUGCAGCGAGACUUAAAAAAAACAACUUUAUUUAUUGCAACUCGGAUAUUUUGGGCAGAUAUUUCCAUAGAUUGCGGUUUAUAAUAUAAUUUUUUUUAAAGAAUAUUUGCAGAUCUUUUUGAAUAAUUUAAUCCACAGCAUUUUUUUUAUCAUGUGUCAUUCUGUAAUUUGUUUCCAAAUUCUACACUUACAUUUUAGACAGAAUCAACGGUCUUUUCCCAUAAUUUGUAAUAUUUACUGAUUCCCUAUAUUUAAAGAGACACUCCAGACCCCUUAAGCAUUUUAGCUUGCUGAAGAGCUUUGUGUGAAUGAAGAGUGUGUCCUCUGUUGUGUGGUUUUUUUUUUUUAUUUUUUAUUUUUUUAUUUUACAAAAAGUGCAGUUUAAUAGAAAUUGACACUUUUAUAAAUUAUAAAUUUUAUAAAUGAUUACGCCCCUCUGGCUGUCAACUAGACUACCGUUCUUGUUAUUUCCUGGUUUUGAUAGCUCAGUGGAGCUAAACUCAAGAGGCAGCAAUUGCCCAGAGCACCUGCCUUGCAUGAAUUCUCAUUGAUCUGCAUUGCAAAGUCUGUGAUUGGACAGCCACAGAAAGUCUGGGUGGUUUAGAAGGGGAGAGUUCCAUCUGGAAACGGAGUGCCUCUAUCGUGAGUCUUUGCUAUAAGGUCUGCCAUUUGCUUCUGGCAAUCAGUAUAAAGAAACAAGAAACCGUGCCAGGUCUAGAUUGGAUUGUGAUUGUCAAAUGGUAACGGGGGAACUAUUACUGGAAUUUCAAAAGCAGGGUGGAGUGCAAAGAGGCAAAAAAUGGGGGUGUUGUGAACCUGUGUCUAAAUUAAUUAGUUAAACCGUAGAAAGAUAUAAAUUAAUAGGAGCAGCAGUCUACGAGAAGAAAAAUCUUCAACCUUUCCACUAAAUAGUUUUAAAAGCUUAAAUUGGAAUGUGUACGUCAUUACAAUAUAUUGGUUCUAAAAAAAGUUAAAUAUUUUUUUUUUUAUUUUUUUUUUAGAACUAUUAUAUUGUAACUAGGCCAAAUUUAAGCUUUUAUAACUUUUAAUAAAACAUUAAAAAUCAGAUAUAACUUAUGUUAACCUUUUUGUUUCUUUUUUUAUUUAAGAUUUGUUAAAAGACAGAACUUGGGAUAACAUUGAAAAUGAAGAGGAGAAAUCGAAACAUUACUUCAUUUCUUCUCUAUGCUGUUUGUCCAGUUCAAAGAAUAGAGUUUAUAACAAAGGCUGACAGGCAGAUAAGAUGGCGCCCAGUUGCAGAACAAAGAGAUGUGCUUUUCUACAUUAUAUUUUUCACACCUCACAUAUGCACAUUUGUUCAAAAUGUACAGAAUAAGUAAACAAAAAAAAAGGCUCUCCCUUUUAUUGUGCAUCAAUAUGAAGAGAGACCUUUGAUUAACUCAAGCUAGAGUGUUUCAUUCAGUGGUGUAAUUUCCAGAGAUGUGAUGGUUCCGCAUUAAACCGCAAAUUUUCAAUUCUCUGAUGUUUAUAUCCAGACUUAUGUAAAUACUUAGAAAUCUUCAUACAAGAUACCAACUUCAAGUAAAAAGAUUAAAAGGACACUCCGAGCAGGAAAUUACCCAUUUAAUGCAUUGUACAGAAUGGAUAAUGCACAUAAAAAAUAAAUUUAAAAAAUUUAAAAAAAAGAUUGCAUCAAAAGCUUUGAGCAUUUCAUAUGCUGGAAAGUACUGUAGCCAAUCAGAAGCCUCUCAAUCUACUCAGUGGAGUCUGAACUGUGAACCUUCUAACUGCACAGCAGUGCAAAGAUGUAAAAGCAAAUCGGGCACUUGAUAUUUAUCUUUGCGCAGAUUAGAUAUGUGAGAGUAACUAGUGAAUUUCUUUGCCAUAGACGCCAUUAAAUAUUCAAAAGUUCUCUGAAAUGAAUUUACUGCUCAACAUUUACCGAUAUUACUCUUGUCUUAGGUUUGAAUAUUGAGCGCUUCUGCAUGACGGGAGGUAAAAGUCCAAUUGGUUACUUGAAAGCCUAUCUAACUAAUCUGUACCUAUCGGCAGACUCUGAGAAAGUUCAGGAAGCUAUUCAAGAAGGUAAGUCCCCUGUCUCAAAUAACCAACUAUGCAUCCACAGUGACAGUGCAUAGUGCGUAGCACCUAAAAAUCUACGUAGUAAUGAGUUACUGUUCCCCUCUCCACAAGAUGCUGAGGCUCUCGAAGGGUUAAAACCAAUAGGACCAGAUGAUGUAAAUAAUGCAAGUUUGAUUGAAGACCAAAUAAAAUCUAUAAUAUUCUAAUACUUCAAAACCAAAUAUAAGAAAUAGUACCCAGAUCACAAAAGAAAUGUGCUGAAAAAAUUUAUUUUGCGACAAAAAAAUUUCAUCACCUUCCAGCUUGGCUGGCUUUUGAGCUCUGAACAGACUGACCUUUGACAGCUAAGACCUUUAUAUAGGCCUCUUCUACCUUGAAUCCUCCGUAACUGUGCUGUGAUUGCUUAGCUUUGAAGCCAUCUAAUGCUCAGGUCUCUGAUGGGCAAGUCUCAAUUUCCAUAAGACUUUCAUGUUAAUGAUUACUAUGAGACUUUGCAUCUCCUGGCCCAUCGUGGACAUCUUAGGGGGACCAGGAAGAUCGUCAACUUCUGA
This is a messenger RNA of Pelobates cultripes (western spadefoot toad), 18060 nucleotides long. Lineage: Eukaryota; Metazoa; Chordata; Amphibia; Anura; Pelobatidae. The record is from the annotation of a GenBank genome assembly.